Prunus dulcis (almond) is the source of this 1434-nucleotide messenger RNA. RefSeq names its product disease resistance protein RGA2-like. The record is from RefSeq and is a predicted model, not a curated record. The transcript has 3 exons. Gene Ontology annotation, molecular function: ADP binding. NCBI's taxonomy places the organism in Eukaryota, Viridiplantae, Streptophyta, Magnoliopsida, Rosales, Rosaceae. Bases 1 to 1434 code for a protein of 477 amino acids. Gene Ontology annotation, biological process: defense response to other organism.
AUGGAAGCAGCAAACAUAGUUUUAUCUCCUCUUUUGCAAGUGAUCUUUGACAGAUUGGCAUCCCCAACCCUACAAAAGCUUUCUGAUAUCUGGAGUGUCAAGGACAACCACGACAGCCUACAACGUGACUUAAUGAGAGUUCAAGCUAUUCUUCAAGAUGCAGGGGAGAAACAAUUAACAAACAAAUCUGUCAGGCUGUGGUUGUCAAAUCUCAAGAAUGCUGCUUCUGAUGCUGAGGACCUUCUGGACUCGUUUAUCACUCAAGAAACUAUAAAAGGCUAUGAUGCUGAGGACCUUCUGUCAGUCGUGAAGAGUGCUUAUAGAGCUUUCACUAAUGAUAUUUGGACUGAAAACCAGGAUGAUUGGGACAAACUACGACCUUUGUUCAGAGGGGAUGUUGAUGGAUGCAAAAUCAUUGUCACCACCCGCAAUACAAAAACCGCAUUCAUGACAGACUCCCCAAAUUCCCCAUUUUAUUUGAAGGGUUUAGCAGAGGAUGAUUGCUGGGCCUUGUUCAAGCAACGGGCUUUUGGGCGAACUGAAGAAGAGAAGUAUCCCUGGCUUUUGUCAAUUGGAAAGCAAAUGGUUAAAAAAUGUGGAGGUGUGCCAUUAGCAGUAAAAAGUUUGGGAAGUUUAAUGCGCUUUAAAAGAGAGGAGCAGCAGUCGUUGUUUAUGCAAAAUAGUGAUCUCUGGAAACUAGAUGCAUGCCAAAAUAAAGUUUUACCCGCUCUGAUGUUGAGUUAUAUUCAUCUCCCAUCACAUCUUAAACAGUGCUUUGCAUUCUGCUCAAUCUUUCCGAGAAAUUAUGAAUUCAAGAAGCAGAAGUUAAUUUAUCUAUGGAUGGCAGAAGGAUUAAUUCUACAAGAAGGAAGCAAGCGACCAGAAGACAUCGGUGAAAACUACUUUGCUGAUUUGUUGUGGAUGUCUUUCUUUCAAGAAGUAGAGUUAUGUGAGGGUGUCAGUAUAACUGGAUACAAAAUGAAUGAUGUCAUUCAUGAUCUUGCACGAUAUGUUGCAGGAAAGGAAUAUGUGAUACUUGAAAAGGGUGCCCCACCAAAUGGACCAGCACAAAUUCGCCAUUCCUCUGUGGUUUAUACGUAUGGAGAAAUUACAAUUCCAGAAGCUCUAUAUGAGGAAAAACAUUUACGAACUCUCCUAUUGAUUGGAGAAUCCGGCUCAUUAAGAUCCAUUGGAAAAAUGUUUUCGACUUUUGUUUACUUGCGUUCGCUGGAUCUGAGCAGCUGCACUGUUUACAAUUUACCAGAAUCGUUGGGUAUUAUGAUAUGCUUGAGGUUUCUUGACGAGCUUGCCUUUCUUAGGAGGCAUGACCGACCUAAGACAUCUCAAUAUAACUGGAUGCCAAAGUUUGGACGGGAUGUGUUCUGGUAUUGUAAGGUUACACCAACUUCAGACAUUGCCAUUAUUUGUUGUUAG